Molecule: messenger RNA, 841 nt
Organism: Ricinus communis (castor bean)
Lineage: Eukaryota; Viridiplantae; Streptophyta; Magnoliopsida; Malpighiales; Euphorbiaceae
Product: 60S ribosomal protein L35
Exons: 4
Coding region: 193-564 (123 amino acids)
Biological process (GO): maturation of LSU-rRNA from tricistronic rRNA transcript (SSU-rRNA, 5.8S rRNA, LSU-rRNA); translation
Cellular component (GO): cytosolic large ribosomal subunit; ribosome
Molecular function (GO): mRNA binding; structural constituent of ribosome
Source: RefSeq, a predicted model, not a curated record
ACCGAAAAAAAAUUUAUUAGAGAAUACCAAGAACAGCACCCCAACUGUAAGAAAAAGCCCAAACCAGAACCAAGCCUAGUCAAUAUAAAUACCAAUAAACCCUCUGCAUUUCUAGGGUUUCAUAUCCACACCAAAAGAGUAGGUAAGAGAAAGGAGCCGCCUGCUGCCGAACCUCAAGAGAAACAAAUCGAAAUGGCGAGAAUCAAGGUCCACGAACUGAGACAAAAAACAAGGGCAGAGCUUUUGAACCAGUUGAAGGACCUCAAGGCUGAGUUGGCACUCCUUCGCGUCGCUAAAGUUACCGGUGGCGCUCCUAACAAGCUUUCCAAAAUCAAGGUGGUGAGGUUGUCAAUUGCACAAGUAUUGACAGUGAUUUCACAGAAGCAGAAGGCUGCACUGAGGGAGGCAUACAAGAACAAGAAAUUCUUGCCACUUGAUUUGCGCCCCAAGAAGACCAGAGCUAUCCGCAGGAAGCUUACCAAGCACCAGCUAUCAUUGAAGACAGAACGUGAGAAGAAGAGAGAGAUGUACUUCCCCAUGAGAAAGUAUGCUAUUAAGGUGUAGGGUUUUAUCUGCUAAAUAGGCUGUUAUGAUUUCUUGCAAUUAUAAAACCUUGUUGGUGACAAGUUUUGACUUGAAUUAAAUUUUUGUUAUGCUUGUGAACUAGAGCUUUCUUUAUUUAAAUCUUAUGCCUGUAAUCUUGGAAGGGUGUAUCUCAUUCUAAGAGGUGCUAGAUUCAUAUUGGAAUGGUGUUAGGUGCAGAAGUUUUUUCAUGUUUUUUGAAAUCCUUAUAUUCGAAUUUUGCCCUUGGAAUUUUGUCUAAUUUGUCGAUUUUGAUCCA